This is a messenger RNA of Medioppia subpectinata, 699 nucleotides long. The record is from the annotation of a GenBank genome assembly. NCBI's taxonomy places the organism in Eukaryota, Metazoa, Arthropoda, Arachnida, Sarcoptiformes, Oppiidae.
AUGCGUAUAGCCCGAAACUUUGGUGCCAUGACUUGUAAUUCGUGUAAAGCCUUCUUCAGGAGGACUGGCCUUAAAAAUCAAUUGAGUUGUGCCUCAAAUGGCAAAUGCGAUAUCAAUGUAAUGACCAGAAACAUUGAAAACAGUGUUACAGACAUUACAUCCAAUGAGACACUUGUGGUGACGACAGAUAUAAAGGAAAAGCCCGAAAACAUGACAAUUGUUCCCAUGUUUAGGGAAAUCACGGAUUAUAACGGUUUGAAUGAAUUGGAAAACAAGCGGAUACGGGAACUGACGAGCGCUGCCCUUAUGUUAAAUUACAAAUUGUCUGAUAAUAUAAUCCGAGCGAACAGUUUAGACGAAAUGAUACAAACGUGUGGCUCUCGACAAGAGGAUGGAGUGUUGACCAUGGUCAAUUUUGCUAAAUCAUUGUCCGGAUUCAGUACGAUAUGCAGGGAUGAUAGGGUGGCGCUAAUGAAGUACGGCUACAAUGAUUUGCUGACAAUUCGCACGAUAAAGCUUUAUGAUAAAAGCGCAGAGAAUUUUUACAUCCCUUUAGAUCAAAUGAAUACUGUCAAGUUCAAUUUGAAUAUAUUUCAAUUGAACGAUCUCUAUUAUAAUCAUAUUACGACAAUGCUGAACGCAAUAGUUGAUGAAUGGAACCAUGGAGAUUCAAUCGCAAUUAACCUGGUCAAUUAUUGA